This is a messenger RNA of Dipodomys ordii (Ord's kangaroo rat), 1336 nucleotides long. It is a transcript of the gene Cpa2, whose product is annotated as carboxypeptidase A2 (pancreatic). The transcript is spliced from 11 exons. The record is from RefSeq and is a predicted model, not a curated record. NCBI's taxonomy places the organism in Eukaryota, Metazoa, Chordata, Mammalia, Rodentia, Heteromyidae. Gene Ontology annotation, biological process: proteolysis. Gene Ontology annotation, molecular function: zinc ion binding; metallocarboxypeptidase activity. The coding region runs from base 31 to 1284 and encodes 417 amino acids.
GGACUCUGAAUUCUGGAAAAAGCCUUGACCAUGAGGUUGAUCCUGUUAUAUGGUGCCCUUUUUGGGCUUAUUUACUGUCGAGAAACAUUUGUGGGAGACCAAGUUCUUGAGAUCAUCCCAAACAAUGAAGAACAAAUUAAAAGUCUGAUACAACUAGAGGCUGAAGAACAUCUCCAGCUCGACUUCUGGAAAUCACCCACCAUCCCAGGAGAGACAACUCAUAUCCGAGUUCCCUUUGUCAGUGUCCAGGCAGUCAAAGUUUUCCUGGAGUCCCAGGAAAUUGAUUAUUCCAUCAUGAUUGAAGAUGUUCAGGUGCUGUUGGAUCAAGAGAAUGAAGAGAUGCUAUUUAAUCAGAGAAGAGAACGGAAUGGUAAUUUCAACUUUGGGGCCUACCAUACAUUGGAAGAGAUCUCCCAAGAAAUGGAUCACCUCGUGGCUGAGCACCCUGAUCUAGUGAGCAAAGUGAAUAUUGGUUCUUCUUUUGAAAACAGGACAAUGAACGUGCUCAAGUUCAGCACCGGAGGACACAAGCCAGCCAUCUGGCUAGAUGCUGGGAUCCAUGCUCGAGAGUGGGUUACACAAGCUACUGCACUGUGGACCGCAAAUAAGAUUGCCUCUGAUUAUGGAAGAGAUCCAUCCAUCACUUCUAUUCUGGAUACCAUGGAUAUCUUCCUGUUGCCUGUUACAAACCCUGAUGGAUAUGUGUUCUCUCACACCACCAAUCGUAUGUGGAGAAAGACCCGAUCCAAGGUGGCUGGCAGCCGCUGUGUUGGUGUGGAUCCUAACCGGAACUGGGAUGCAGGUUUUGGAGGACCUGGAGCCAGUAGCAGCCCUUGCUCUGAUUCAUACCAUGGACCCAGGGCCAACUCUGAAGUUGAAGUGAAAUCCAUAGUGGACUUCAUCAAGAGCCAUGGACAAGUUAAGGCUUUCAUUACCCUCCAUAGCUAUUCCCAGCUGCUCAUGUUUCCCUAUGGAUAUAAAUGUACCAAGUUAGACAACUUUGAUGAGCUGGAUGAAGUGGCCCAAAAGGCUGCACAGGCUCUGACUGGCCUGCAUGGCACCAAAUAUAAAGUGGGACCAAUCUGCUCAGUCAUCUACCAAGCCAGUGGUGGAAGCAUUGACUGGGCCUAUGAUUAUGGCAUCAAAUACUCAUUUGCCUUUGAGUUGAGAGAUACAGGCUACUAUGGCUUCCUCUUGCCAGCCAAGCAGAUCUUGCCCACUGCAGAAGAGACCUGGCUUGGCUUGAAGACCAUCAUGGAGCAUGUGCGAGACCACCCCUAUUAGGAAUCUGUGGAGUAGACAACCACAAUAAAAAUCUCUUUGGUUUAAAGCAAAA